GAGAGAGGCAGAAAGAGCGCCGCGCCUAGGCCCUGGCUGCAGCCCGUGCCCGCCUCCAUCCAGCCUCGCCUCCUCCGCUGGCCGGCUCCCCAACGCCCGCUGGUCCCGCCCCGCCGCCGGCUAGGUCAGGAACUCGACGUCCUGCCAUCGCCUGACCAGCGACCUUAUCUCCUCUGCUCCCCCGACCGGCGACUGUCUCUCCCGCAGACAUUGUCUCCCCCGACCGGCUGCCUGCAGGCUGCCCCCAAAUCCUGAGGCAGGUCUUCAUUGAGCAGGUCUAUUGAGUUAAUGUGCAGUAUAAUAGAGAUCUAUCGCUGUUAAAUUGCUUAUGAGACCAGUAAAUUGAACAGGUAUAUGAAGCACGGGUGAAAAAUCUCACACUGUUUCAUAGCAAUGAAUGGUCACUAUUUAUCUGCUACAGAUCUUGGUAUCUCCAGAGAUUGAAGGAAGAAACACAGGUUUAUGGUAAAACUUGGUGAGUACCCCUGGGAGGUCAGCAAGGGGUGGCCUGAUUAAGAGUGCUAUAAAACUUUGUGCUUCAUCUCUGAUUAGAAAUGUCAAGAAUGAAGUUCCCAAGGCGUUAUGUCAUAGUGUUGCUGACAUUCAUCUGCACAAAUGUUUGUUACAUUGAGCGGGUGGGUUUCUCGAUUGCUUACACUGUAGCAGCUGAUGCAAUCGAGGUGAAUCAAGCAAACAAAGGCAUGGUGCUCUCCAUGUUCUAUUAUGGUUAUGUUUUGUCACAAGUUCCUGGUGGAUGGGCAGCCCAGAGAAUGGGAGGUAGACGUGUUCUUCUGCUGUCAUUCUUGUUGUGGUCUUUGAUAUGUGGUUUAACUCCACUAGACGCCAACAGAGUAGCCAUUCUGGUGCUUUCUCGCCUCUUUGUUGGUGUAGCACAAGGCUUUAUAUUUCCUGCCAUCCACACUGUUCUGGCACAAUGGGUGCCACCACAGGAGCGCUCUCGGUCAGUAUCUUUAACAACAUCUGGGAUGUACCUCGGGGCAGCUGGUGGCAUGCUGUUGUUUCCAAGUCUGGUGAAGCACAUGGGACCCCAAUCAGUUUUCUUUGUUGAAGCAGUACUGGGAGUAGCAUGGUCUGUAAUAUGGUUAAAGUUUUCCAGUGAACCUCCUCGUUCUGACCUUCCAAAAGUGUCAAUAUCAAAGGUGUCUUCUCCAGAGAAGAUUAAGGCACAAGCAGGUGGGGUUGUGGUACCUCGCACUGUAAAGAUACCAUGGCGAAGGAUAAUCUUCAGUCUGCCUGUUUGGGCAAUUGUUGUGAACAACUUUACCUUCCACUAUGCCUUGUAUGUUAUCAUGAACUGGCUGCCUACCUAUUUUGAAUUAGCCCUUAAGCUUAGCCUUCAGGAUAUGGGAUCCUCGAAGAUGCUUCCCUAUUUCAACAUGUUUAUAUUUUCCAAUGUUGGUGGAGUGGUUGCCGAUCACUUGAUUACAAGAAAGAUUUUAUCAGUUACCAAGACAAGGAAGCUCCUGAACACCAUUGGGUUUGUUGUCUCGGCUGUUGCACUUAUGGCCCUUCCUUCUUUCGGGACACCCUCAGGGACUGUGAUUUGUUCAUCGGUAUCUCUUGGUUUUCUGGCUCUAGGAAGAGCAGGUUUUGCUGUGAAUCACAUGGAUGUUGCUCCGAAAUUUGCUAGCAUAGUGAUGGGGGUUUCAAAUACAGCCGGGACAUUGGCUGGUAUAGUUGGCGUCGGUCUCACAGGAAAUAUUCUGGAGGCUGCAAAGGCUUCUAACAUGGAUCUAAAAAGCUCAGAAACCUGGAAAACAGUCUUCUUUGUUCCAGGAUACCUUUGUAUUUUUAGUUCAGUCCUUUUCUUGGUUUUCUCCACUGGUGAGAAGAUUUUUGAAUAGAGGAUGAUUAUUUUUUUGUGUUUUCUUCCCAUUUACAGCGAGACAGGAUAGCAAAACGGGAAAUUUACAUGUAUAUGUAUCUGUCAAAUUUCAGAGUUCAGACUGCAUCCUACACAUUUUAAGAAAUAUUGUUAGGAAAAAUAACAUGUUCUUUAUAUAUAUCAUGGCGCGAUUGGUAA
Messenger RNA from Brachypodium distachyon (stiff brome), 2044 nucleotides. Its product is annotated as probable anion transporter 7. The transcript has 2 exons. Gene Ontology annotation, biological process: transmembrane transport. The record is from RefSeq and is a predicted model, not a curated record. Lineage: Eukaryota; Viridiplantae; Streptophyta; Magnoliopsida; Poales; Poaceae. Gene Ontology annotation, molecular function: transmembrane transporter activity. Bases 555 to 1865 code for a protein of 436 amino acids.